Closterium sp. NIES-65 is the source of this 1845-nucleotide messenger RNA. The record is from the annotation of a GenBank genome assembly. NCBI's taxonomy places the organism in Eukaryota, Viridiplantae, Streptophyta, Zygnematophyceae, Desmidiales, Closteriaceae.
AUGGCAACUUCGGACGGCGCGGGGCGCCUCAUUCGGCUCAGCUUACUCAUCUUUCUGACGUGUCUCGCCGUGGUUUCUCCAGUCCGCUGUGUCCCGUUCGUCGACUCCCAAGCAAUCAGUGGCCCGCCCUCGACCCCCGUGGCGGCUGCGCAGGAGGGUGGGGCAGGAGUGCAGCAGCAGGAGUUUAGGGUUGCGGCUGCGCGGGCGGGUGGGUCAGGAGGGCAGGAGCAGGAGGUCGGGGUGGCUGCUGAGGAGUAUCGUCGAGGAGAUGAGCGACAGGCCGCCGUAACAAGGAGUCACCGCACGGCCAGUGGCAGCGGUCAGACGGGCCCUUCGACCGGGUGGCCUUCGACGGUAGGCCAAUCGACGGCGAACGUUGCACCGGGAGGCCAGGUCGUCGAGCUACUGCAGAGGGUCGAGAAGGAACCUGUUGGAAGGGGCGCGGGCGAAGAUCGACGAGAUGAGCGGAAGAUCAUCGAGGGGGUGGCAGCCGCCAUCACAAAAGCGAGCGAAGACGCCGUCGAGAAGCAGCUCAAGCAGGUCGAGGAGCGGCUGGUUGUUGCGGUGCUGAAGGGUUUCGAGAAAGCCAUCAUGGAGGACAUGUUUUGCUCCACCCUCCCACCCGAGACCAUGAAGGAGCUGAAGGACAUUGUGAGGGAAGGCUACCAUGAAGCCGAAGCAGGGAGGUUGGAAGUCCUCACGGAAUCGAUGGCGAGAGGUUUUCAGCGCUCGGCGGGCCCGUCGACGAGGUCGCGUCAGGAGGGUGUGGGAGGGGUUCGCAGCGGGGCUGAGCCUCGAGGUCACGAGCGGUCGGUUCCUCCGUCUUCUUCGGUGGGAGGACAUGUCGGCAGCCCGGUUGGAUCCCCACCGGCGCGUGGCCGUCAUCCCGUCGCCAAGCCCGUCCCCGAAGUCAUCGUACUCGACCAGUCAGCCCUCCCGAAGACCUCCGUAGCAGCUCCCAUCGAUCAACCUGAUGCGUUUGCUUUCAUGCGGGACAUGCUGCAAGGCCUGGGGAAAACGGGUGGGAAAGGAGUGGUCGCGGGGGAGAAAAGUGGUGCCCCGAACGAGCACGUCGCCUCGACCGGGAACAGAGCCCUAGGAAUGCGAGGUGCCUCUACCCCGUCAGGCGGCGGUGCGGGGAAAAGAGCGGGAGAAUCAAGCGCUGGGUUGCUGUCGAAGACUAAAGCGGCAUUAGCUGCGCAAGGCGGUGGUGUUGGCCUUGCUGUCGGGCUUGUGGGAAAUUGGGUGUCUUCCUCGACCCCUCCAGUUGCUCCUGUCGCCGCUGCUGCGUCCCUAGGCAACGUUUGCCUUAGUGAUCCGGGCUCCCCUUCAACGUCGAAGAAGAAGUCGGCUGUGACGAAGUCGUCGAAGCGCGCUGCACACGCGACAGAGAGCCUUGACGUGGUGGAGCUGGCCAGCGUCCCUGGUCAAGCACCUGUCGAGAAGACCUCUAUUGUCGUUGCUGCUCGAGAGGAAAAGGCGAAGAAGGCCAGGGUCACGGGUCACACCCCACCUCCUCGACCGGACGACCAAGGCAAGACGAGAGGAUGCAAACGUCCCUUCAAAGGAUCAGGUUUCGGGUUGCGGAAGGGGAAGCCGGUUUCCGAGCAGACCGUCGGCGGGAGGAAGCGGCUCCUUGGCACUUUUGAAACAGAGAAGGACCAAAAGUUCUGUACGGCCGUCUGCUGGCGCGUGUACUUCCCCGACGUUGUCCUUACAGAGUACGAAGGGUACACGGCGCAGGAUGAGGAGGACUGGAAGGUCUACCUCGAUGCGGUCGCAGAAAUGCCAACCGGCAUUUGGAGCGUGGCGCAAGAACAAGGGGAAUGUCGUUUCGACGAGUAA